UUUUUUGUUUUUGUUAACUUUUUGUUGUUGUGGCCGCAGCAACAGCCUCACAAUUGGCGCUUUCUAUUACUUCCGUCGGCUACUGUCGCUGGCCUCCACAGCGGCGGUGCAGCAGCUGAACGCCAGCUAUGAAGUCGUGGAGGAGCUUGGUGGAGGCGCAGCUGCUGGAGGCAUGAACGACAGCGAUCUGUAUCUCUACUAUAACGGCAAUGAUGCGGCGGAUGUAGGCACUGAGAAGAGUUUGAGCUACGGCCCGGAGGCAACAACGGCCAUGACCAUGCUGGCUGGAUCGACUGCGAAUCGCAGCGUCGCCGCCGCCGCCGCUGGCAACGCUUCGCGCAUUGUCGCCGAUGUGCCCAUUUGGGUGGUGCCCUGCUAUAGCAUCAUACUGCUCUUCGCUGUGGUGGGCAAUCUGCUGGUGCUGCUCACUCUCGUCCAGAAUCGUCGCAUGCGCACCAUCACCAACGUGUUCCUGCUCAACCUGGCCAUAUCCGAUACGCUGCUGGGCGUGCUCUGCAUGCCGGUGACAUUGGUCGGCACACUGCUGCGGCAUUUUAUCUUUGGCGAGUUUCUCUGCAAGCUCAUACAAUUCGCUCAAGCUUCUUCAGUGGCCGUUUCGUCCUGGACACUGGUCGCCAUCUCCUGUGAGCGCUACUACGCCAUUUGCCAUCCGCUACGCUCCCGCACCUGGCAGACCAUCAACCACGCCAACAAGAUCAUCGCAUUCAUUUGGCUGGGCGCGCUCGCCUGCAUGACGCCCAUUGCGCUCUUCAGCCAGCUAAUGCCCACCAGUCGUCAAGGUUCGCGCAAAUGCCGUGAGCAGUGGCCCGCCGGCACUUUGGGCUACGAGCGCGCCUAUAACAUAUUUUUGGAUCUGGUGCUGCUGGUGCUGCCGCUGCUGGCCCUUAGUUUUGCCUAUUUGUGCAUCACCCGCACCCUCUACGUCAGCAUGCGCAACGAGCGUGACAUGAACUUUGGCAGCAGCGGCCCCGACCCCACCAUUGCCAUCGAGGACACCAACAUCAACGGCAAUGGCAAUGGCAAUGGCAGUGACAAUGCCGCUGGCGCUACCAGUGGCGCCUCCAGCUACAGCAGCUCCAACUAUGUGCGUCGCACCUAUGGCCAGCGUAUGCAAAUGCGCUCCAGUCAGCCCCACUGUCCCGGCUGUGGCGCCCCCACCACCAAUGAUACGCUCGCUAUGGAAAGCAAUGCGCAGCUCGACUUGUUGCUCCAGCAGCAGCAGCAGCAGCAGCCACCGCAAAUGGGCAUGCAGUAUUACUAUGCUGAUAAUUAUGGAAGCAAGCGGCGUUUGGUUGGUGGCUCCUGCGAUGGUCGACGACAACUUUAUGGCAUGCGCAGCGGUUCGAUCAAGUCGGGCGGACGAAAUCAGCAGCAGCAGCAGUUCAAUUGCUCUGAGGGUUGCUAUGGACGCACGCGAUAUCUGCGACAUCAUGGCCCGAUUUAUGUGGAUGGCAACGAGCGACGCAAGUCGCUGUCCACGCCCAGUCUGCGCAUUACGGAGGCGACACUGCGCCGCUCGAACGAGAGCAAGAGCCUGGAGAGCAAGAAGCGUGUGGUCAAGAUGCUGUUUGUGCUUGUGCUGGAGUUUUUCAUCUGCUGGACGCCGUUGUAUGUGCUCAACACCAUGACCAUGUUGGCUGGGCCCGUUGUCUAUGAGUAUAUUGACUACACUACGAUCACACUGCUCCAGCUGCUUGCCUACUCGUCCAGCUGCUGCAAUCCGAUAACCUAUUGCUUCAUGAACGCCAGUUUCCGUCGCGCCUUUGUGGACACAUUCAAGGGCAUGCGGCUGUGGAAUGGCGGACGGCUGCGCUUUUGCCGGCGUCGCAGCUCCAAGACCGAUACGAAUCUCUCGGUGGCUGGCAACUCAAUUGCGCUGGCCAACUCUGUUAUGUCAAGCCAUACGAUACUGGAGAGUCCACGACUCUGAGACGGCCGCAGAAGCCAGAAGCGCCGACGCGACAGGGAGCGCGAGCGCAAUAGGCUGGGAACGGGCACGGGUACAGGAUUUGAAAUGGGAAUGGGAACUGGGCUAAUGGAAACAGAGUCGCUGUAAAUUAAGCAGCAAACGAAUAUAAAUAUUUUUUUUUCAUGAGUGUAAUAUAAUGAUGAUGAAGAAGAAGAAGAAGAAGAAGACAAAGUACUCGGUAUGUGAUGUGCAAAGUAAUUGAAACUGUGGUUGUCAACGAGAUUCUACUACAAAAAGUAAGUUGGUCUGGAUAUUAAACAUAUAUAUACGCAUCUUUAUGCAUAACAUAAC
Messenger RNA from Drosophila busckii, 2281 nucleotides. RefSeq names its product cholecystokinin receptor type A (gene CCKLR-17D1). The transcript has 4 exons. Gene Ontology annotation, molecular function: neuropeptide receptor activity; gastrin receptor activity. Gene Ontology annotation, biological process: neuropeptide signaling pathway. Bases 173 to 1951 code for a protein of 592 amino acids. NCBI's taxonomy places the organism in Eukaryota, Metazoa, Arthropoda, Insecta, Diptera, Drosophilidae. The record is from RefSeq and is a predicted model, not a curated record. Gene Ontology annotation, cellular component: membrane.